GAAUAUCCUACUGCUUGAACUUCCACCAGUCCAUGGAUAAUCGGUCUGAAAUCUUUGAAUUUGUUCUGCUUGGAUUCCCAGGAAUUGGGGAGAAGUUUCACACCCCGGUCUCCAUAGCUCUGUUCCUGGUCUACCUCACGUCCUUAUUCUCCAACGGCACAGUAAUAGCACUGAUCGCCUGCAACCGACACCUGUAUCAACCGAUGUACGUGGUCAUCUUCAACCUUGCCAUCUCUGACUUGCUGUUUGAUACCGUGGCCCUGCCCAAGAUCCUGGCCAAGUAUUGGUUUGAUGAUGGGUCCAUCUCCUACGCUGGAUGCAUCUUCCAAUUGUUUUGUGCCCACUUCCUCGGGAGCUUUGAUUCCUACAUCCUCUUACUGAUGGCCAUUGACCGGUAUGUUGCCAUAUGCAAACCCCUGAGGUACCCAUCAAUAAUCAACAAUCGGCGUACCAUCUUCAUCUGCUGCGGCUUGUGGUUCUUCACAUGUCUCAUCGGGUUAACAAUCGCUCUUCUCGACGCCGGUGUAGAAAUGUGUGGGCAGGAAAUUACGAGCUGCUUUUGCACUAACUUGAGAGUCUUGUCCUUGGCCUGCGAUGACGUGACCUCCAUAAAGCGUACCACAUUUUGCAUCGCCAUGUUCGUUCUUCUCUUGCCUCUGGUCCUUAUCUUGUUCUCCUACGGGGUCAUCAUCCGGGUCAUCAUCACGCAGACCCACCCUGCGAGUCGGAGGAGAGCCUAUUACACAUGUGCCACCCAGUUGAGCGUUAUUUGUCUAUAUUUUAUCCCGCGGAUAUUCGUGUCUGUGGCCCACCAAGUCAAGUUGAUCCUCAAUGAAGAUGUGAACGUCCUUAUCCUCUGCUUGUACACGUUCGUACCGCACAUGGCUAACCCCAUCAUUUACUGUCUGAGGACUAAGAAGAUUAGAAGGACCCUGAAGAACCUCAUCAAAAGGAGGAUACUGGUGAAGAACGCACGAAUUCCAGCCGUCAAUGUCAUUACAAACUCAGAUCACCUUUAA
Molecule: messenger RNA, 1019 nt
Organism: Nanorana parkeri
Lineage: Eukaryota; Metazoa; Chordata; Amphibia; Anura; Dicroglossidae
Product: olfactory receptor 2AP1-like
Exons: 1
Coding region: 33-1019 (328 amino acids)
Biological process (GO): G protein-coupled receptor signaling pathway
Cellular component (GO): membrane
Molecular function (GO): olfactory receptor activity; G protein-coupled receptor activity
Source: RefSeq, a predicted model, not a curated record